AUGACGAUGGCCGUUUAUAACACUGUCCUCCGGCGCUGGCCGUCCCUUAUCUUCCUAGAUCCACAGGAAGAUAGCCCAGAAGAGCUCGCACCACUGGAUCUACCAUCCGAGUAUUCAGAGACGCCAGACGAGACUACUUUCUGUGCGGAACGAUUCAGUCCUAAAUAUCUCGAGGACCUUCGAGACUCCUCUACAGAGUAUUGCACGACAAAUUCAACGUCGCAGAUGACCUGUUUCCACAGCACAACGACACCCGAUCGCGUGGACACAUUUUGCCUGGGCCGCGACGUACUAUACGACGCCUCGUCAAAGAAAUUCCAUCUGGAGUCAUACGGGGAAUUCCACGACUACUGGUACAGAACCGGCCCCAGCACGGUGAUAUAUAACUGGGUGGACGUACAAAACACAACCCUGAACAGCACGAAGCCCAUCAAUGAAACAGACUUCACAAUCCUGGUCAAACGAGAAGGCUCGCAUAAUCUGUGGCAUUCGAUGAUGGAGCUAUUCUCCAUGACUAUGACCAUGGAUGUGCUCCAGAUGAGCCGUGCGGAGAACGAAACUCAACCUUUUUGGACUCCUUCUGAUGCGAAAAACACGCAGGUGGUCCUGCUCGACGACAACGAUGAUGGCCCGUACAUCGAUCUCUGGUCUCUUUUCGCUGAGAAACCCACGGUGCGCUUAACCGAUCUUCCUGAGAGCUCGACACUGGAAAAUAUCAUCGUGCCGCUCGCAGGGGGCAGUAAUCCGCUCUGGCAAGGCGACUGGGAAAUCCACCCGUGUGAAGACUCCAGACUCCUGCGGACGUUCUCGCGCCGAGUCCUGGAUAGCUAUGGAAUCGGGGAUAGUGCACCGCGCCAGGGGCCAGAGAUCACGCUCACCUUCAUCAAUCGCACCGAUACGCGACAACUCGUCCACGACACCAGCUAUCUCGAGGAGGUAGAAGCCAAAUACCCGCACGUCAAGGUCCAAUCUAUAGACUUCGCCGCGAUCCCGUUCAAAGACCAGCUGCGGAUUAUCCAGGAAACCGAUAUUCUGGUAGGAGUGCAUGGGGCCGGAUUGACGCAUGGGAUGUUUCUACCGGUGCGCUCGACCAUGGUCGAGAUUCUUCCGUCGGCGUUGAAUCACAAGGGGUUUCGCAAUGUAGCGGGUCUUCUGGAUCAUUCUUACUUUAGUAUUCAUGCGUCGACGAAGCAGUCAGCGAGGAAGCGGAAUGACUGGCAUGGGGAUGACGUCUUUCUGGAAAAGGAUAGGUUCAUGAAGAUUAUAGACGUUGCGAUCAAGGGGAUGUAUAAUCGGGGAGAGAGGAAUUAUGAUGUUAAAUGA
This is a messenger RNA of Aspergillus steynii IBT 23096, 1323 nucleotides long. RefSeq lists its product as uncharacterized. Gene Ontology annotation, cellular component: endoplasmic reticulum lumen. The transcript has 3 exons. Bases 1 to 1323 code for a protein of 440 amino acids. NCBI's taxonomy places the organism in Eukaryota, Fungi, Ascomycota, Eurotiomycetes, Eurotiales, Aspergillaceae. The record is from RefSeq and is a predicted model, not a curated record. Gene Ontology annotation, molecular function: protein N-acetylglucosaminyltransferase activity.